Salvia miltiorrhiza (redroot sage) is the source of this 887-nucleotide messenger RNA. RefSeq lists its product as uncharacterized. Bases 72 to 746 code for a protein of 224 amino acids. Lineage: Eukaryota; Viridiplantae; Streptophyta; Magnoliopsida; Lamiales; Lamiaceae. The transcript is spliced from 2 exons. The record is from RefSeq and is a predicted model, not a curated record.
UCCUUCCACAGCUAUUCUUCCUCUCUCUCUCUCUCUCUCUCUCUCUCUCUCUCUCUCUCUAAACUGCAGCAAUGGCGAAUCCCAUUUGGGUUUUUGCACUUCUCGUUGUCUUCAUUUCAGCUUCUGCAACUGCAAGUGUUCAAAAUAAAGUCACGGACAACCCUGCAGAUGAGCUCGUGGCCGCAGUGAACAGCAACCGAACGUCUAGUAAGUUGCCGUCCCUGUACAGCAGCCAAGGCCUCGCGUGCAUUGCUCUCCAAUACAUCAAAGCGUACCAAGGGGACUGUGGUGCCGUAGGCGGACCAAAUGCCAAGAAACCGGCUGACUCCGAGUUUGCUGAAACGUUUGCCCCCAACUGCGGUGUCGAGGCCUCGACCCUCGCUCCGAUCACCGGCCGUCUACUCGGAUGCCAGUCCAAGUACCUGAAGCCAUCGGAGGCGUUUUCAGACAUCUUGAUGAAGAACAACAAGAGCAUGGAGAUACUUCAGAGCAAGAACCACACGGAGGUCGGCGCCGCUGUUAGUGGCUCGGACGGGGGCGGCUCGUACUUUUGGUGCGUGCUGUUUAGCAGCGGGAAGUCGAACAGCAGCUUCGCGUUGGAAGGGACGGCUGCCAAGAUAAGCCGGCCGGGAUGCUUCAGCGGCGCUAAUGAUGUGUGUAGCGGCGCCGUUUUGUCGAGAACGCGUCGCGUUUGGCCGGCGGCGGCCGCCGGUUUGAUUGCAUUGGCUUAUGCAUUUGGGAUUUGAGUAGAUGAACAAGAUUAUGAUGCUCCAAAGUUCUUUGAGUUUCUUGUUAGAUAUCUCCUACAAUCUCUUUGUUGAUUGAUUUAUACAUUCUUGAAUGUAAGUUUGCAAGAAUCACAAUGAAAUGAUUUUUUCCUCUCUCUC